Molecule: messenger RNA, 11920 nt
Organism: Colletes gigas
Lineage: Eukaryota; Metazoa; Arthropoda; Insecta; Hymenoptera; Colletidae
Gene: Pi3K21B
Product: phosphatidylinositol 3-kinase regulatory subunit alpha
Exons: 13
Coding region: 1698-5372 (1224 amino acids)
Biological process (GO): insulin receptor signaling pathway; phosphatidylinositol phosphate biosynthetic process
Cellular component (GO): phosphatidylinositol 3-kinase complex
Molecular function (GO): protein binding; 1-phosphatidylinositol-3-kinase regulator activity
Source: RefSeq, a predicted model, not a curated record
GCGUAUGUGAGAGGGAGAGAUAGUGCCGUGCACGUACGUGCAUAAAAGUGACGCGGUUGUGUGCGUGUGUGCAGGUGUACGCGUGGUGCAGGCCGCCGGUGCAAAAAGUGCAGUGCCCAGUGGACUUUUCCAUCCCGUGACCAAGAGGUGCGUGCGCUGCUUCGACGAGUAGGCACGUAUACACCGGUCUUUCGGCGUGGACCGGAUCGGUGAAGGAAUAGGAACACUUGGUAUCCUCGGUUUUUCCCCGAAAAACGUGCCCCGGGAACGGUUCAGCGUCGAUUCGAGCAUCCCGGAGGUGUCAGAGUUCAGUAUCGUCGAUAGAAGAACCUGGGGAAGCAUCGAACGAUUAUCUUUCGGGAACACGGGAGGCCACCAAGGAGAAAAAGGUUAUAUGCGUGGCGAGAACCAGCAACGAGGUGUACCAGUUGUCCGGCGGCGCUCUGCCUUACCGACGGAUCCCACCGUCGACUCACCGAUGGUAAAGUGCCUCCACCAAGCGAUCUAUCGGGGAAAGAAGAACGCGAACGAAAUCGAGGAGGCAGACGCACCAACCGCAGUCGCGGACUUUUGGUAGUCGCGAUAAGGGCGAGAGCGCGGAUGUGUACCGUUUCGUAAUCGAUAAUCUGUGCGGCGGAUCGUUCGAACAACGGAGUACGUUGGGUUACGUGAAAACGUUUACGAUCCACAACGAUCUACGUGAAAGUUUCGUGACUGUCGGUGAGAUCGAGGCAUGUUUUUACCGCGAACCGUGCUGACGGAGAUUUACGCCUCGCAACUGUAUCCAACGUGUCUCGAAUUAACGAGCCAUCAAGACUGAUUCGAAGUAGCCGAAAACCAUUUAGUGGUGGGACAGUUUUCACGCAUGGCUGGAUUACGAUUACCUAUCGCCCCCAUUGGAGAGAAUUGACCGUAUUGGUGAACCGCCGUCGAUCCGAUCGACGAGGGGGACCUUGUUGGGGUCCACCUGGAGUCGCUCUGUCGUCGAGACACGAGGAUCUCUUUCUGGGUCUGCACGGCCGCACGAGGAGGGACUACGUUGAAAAUCGUUCGGUGUCGUUGCUUGACGAAACCGGUUUCGUUCGGCUCGGCGAAUCUCGACGUUUAUACAAAGGUCGUGUGUGCCCCGCGCUAGAGAGAGACACAAACAGAGAGAGAGAGAAAGAGAACGAGGGAGAACGUGUGGUAGGAGCCGAGAUUUAUGGAAAACGAAUUUACACGAGGUCACACCCACGGGAGCGACUCUAUCUCCAUCUCUCUCCCCCCUUUUUCCACUUCUUUAUACGUGCGUAUCCGUCUAUUUCCACUUCGAUCGAGUUUAAACGCGGCUACGAAAUCGUUGGGAUCGCCUCGAUGGAAAGGUUAACGUUUGAAUUUUACCGAUCGUCGUUCUCUCUCUCGUCUCGGUUCUCUCUCUCUCCGCGCGGUAACGUACAACGGAAUAUUUCCUGCCCGAAGAUAUCGGCGAUAAGUUAACGAUCGAAGCGUUGGACGAAAUGCGAGUCGUGGAAGUUGCAACGUAACCCCCCUCUCCUCUACCCCCCUGUUCGAGAGGUGUGUGUUUGGAAGGGACGAUGACGGGUCCGAGGAGGGCUCAGGACUCCCCGGAAAGCGGAAACUUGGCGGAACAGGAGUUUCAGAAAACCUAGUGGCUCGACGGAGGAAAGGUUUGAUGAUUGUGAUCAUUGGCCCGAGCGAUGAAGCGGGCGACAAGCGCAUCCGCCGCAGCUGCGACCGCUGCUUCGCAGGUGCAGCAGCCCGCGGUCAGUUUACACGGCCGGAUACACGAUCUCCUUAGCCCGAUAACGGCGGUGGGUGGCAGCGGGGACAGGGAGGAGCACGAGAAGAAAUCCAGGACGGGCGCGACGACGACGAAAGCAGCGGUAUCGUCGCCGAAGAGAACCACCUCGAGCGAUGACACCAAGUCCAAGUCCACGGCCAUGUCGCGGCUGUUAGCCGUAGACGCGGACAACUAUAUGCUGCGCAAAGGCGCCGGGACCACGACGACGACGAGCACCGUGGCAGCCUCGACGUCCUCAGCGUCGUCGACGAUCGCCAGCCAGGCCGCCAUCGCCACAAAUUUGCAACUGCAUCGCGACACCAGGAAGCGACAGUUCCUGACCAACGUCGUCACCAGCAAUGUUACUUGCAACGAGAUCCAAAUGACCCCCUCGACGAGCUCCCCCGGCGAGGAUCGAUCCAGGGGGACCGUCGCGUUAUCGAAACGGUACCCCAAUCAACAGAGCUCGGUAAACAGCAACUCCUGCGCCGUUGUCACCGUCACCGCCACCACGUCCUCCGUUUCCACGAGCUUGACGAACGGUAACGCGAUCGUCAGCCAUCGCGUUACCGGCAGGUCGAACGUGUCCACCUUGAACGAGGAACAGAACGCGAGGAAAUCGGCCGAGGAGGCGGCCCGCGAGUACGACGAGCUUUGGAAAGGGUUUGUUUCGUGCGCGAGGCCAGUGUCGUUUCAUCGAUACGUGUGCUGGUGCGAGGGUGGCGUGCAACAAAAUCGCGACGCGUCGAAACCGAUCGGUCACGAGGGCUCGGGUCCCGGUAGCGGGCAGCGCGCCCUUGUCAAGGGCAAAGGAGGCGGCCUCGAGCCGCCCCCGCUCGAUAGAACAUUCGCUAAACUCGGACGUAAUCCGUGCUGCUGUUGCAUGUGCGGUUCUGUAUGUCCUGCAGAGUGCCAUGCGUGCUUCCACGUGGUCUGCUCCGAGCACAGCGGGCAGCACCUCUGCCAAUGGAGUAGCAAGGGUCACGCGCUACCGGGCCAACUUUACGACAAGGAUAAGUCCGUGAGCGAGUGGUCGUCCCUAAACGUCGUCGAAUGGAUGGCUGCUCUAAAUUUGUACCGGUAUGCGGAUGUUUUCAAAUCUAAGGACAUCAAGGGCAGUGAUCUUCCCUACCUGGACCGGGAUAAGCUCUUGAACAUGGGCAUCAAAGAUGAGUUCCAUCAGAGAAACAUUCUGGCCUGCAUCGAGGAGCUCUGUCAGCCCUCUCCAAAGCCUGCGUUACCGGAAGCCACGAGCACACCGGUCACACCGACCACCGCGUCCAUCGUGGGCACCGAGUCCGUAGGUAGCAGCGGCGUCGCGACGACUGGCGUCGCGCACACCCUGAUACCGCAGAGCUUCAGCGCGCUGGAGAAGUGCAGCAAGUGCCAUAAAUAUCUCAGAGGCCUGCUGCAUCAAGGCUUCCUUUGUCUAGAUUGCGGGCUGGUCGCGCACAGGACGUGCUCAGCGACGGGUUUGCCCUCGAACUGUCUGCCGGUCGACUCGGAAAAUCGCGCACAAAGAUUCACUUCAGUGUUCGGUCUUGGCCUGUGCUCGCAAUUCGACGCAUCCACGCGCCCGGCGCCGGUCUUGGUGGAACGGUGCACUCGUGCCUUGGAGGAGAAGGCGUUCGCGGACAGCACAUUGGAUUUGUACAAAGUUUACCACAGCAGCCCCCCGAACGAGCAAACGUCGGAAUUGCGACAAAAGUUGAACGAAGACGUCUGCCAAGCUGAUUUAAAUUCGUAUACCCCACAAUGCAUCGCGAGCGUCCUGAAGAAGUUUCUACGGGAAUUGCCCGACCCUGUGAUUCCCGUACAGUUCUACGAUAGGUUUAUAGAAGCUUCGAAUAUUAGAAAUGACGAGCAGUGCGCGGCUCGUUUGGGACAGCUGGUCGCCGACCUUCCCGACCACCAUCGCAGCACCCUGUUCCAUUUGAUGGCCCAUUUCUGUCGAAUCUGCCAAUUACAGCACGGGAGAGGGUACACGGAACCCCCCACCAUCCUCACUCAAGUCUUGUGCCACAUUUUCCUUCGACCACCUUGGGAACGAAUUCUACAAAUCGUUCACAAUAUCGAGGCGCACAUACGGAUAAUGGAGAUGCUGUUGCUGCACGGCGAAUGGAACGAAAGACUGCCCCAGUUCGCCAGUCCACCUCAGCUGCCGCCGCGAAAGGUCUCGAGACCGCAGUUUCCGGUUUUAGACGCGUACUCCGUUCUGGAGGAAGACAGUUCCAUGGACCGAUCGUCCUCGUCGAACACGGACAACAAAGAGCAACAGCAACCGCUCAGACCACGCACGCUCCAGGAGGCUGAGUGGUACUGGGGAGACAUCACCAGGGACGAGGUGAACGAGAAGAUGAUCGAUUCUCCAGAUGGCACCUUCUUGGUCCGCGACGCGUCCUCCAAGGGCGGCGAGUACACUCUGACGUUACGCAAAGGCGGGACCAACAAGCUCAUCAAGAUUUGUCAGAGGAACGGGAAAUACGGCUUCUCGGAGCCGUACAACUUCCAUUCGGUCAUCGAGCUAGUGGACCACUACAGAAACUGUUCCUUGGCGCAGUACAACUCGACCCUGGACAUUAAACUCUUGUACCCAGUGUCCAGGUUUCUACAAGAUGACGAGAUAGCGAGUACAACCGACAUGACGAACGUCGCCCAGAAAUACGUGGAGCUCGACAAAGACAUCACCCACGCGUUGACGGAGUACAAGGAAUUUUCUGAAUUGUACAACAGAACGGCCUACGAGGUGCAGCUGAAGCGACAAGCGUUGGAAGCUUUUGCAGAGGCCAUCAAGAUGUUCGACGAGCAAAUGAAGCUGCAGGAAAAGUUCCAGAAGGAAGCACAACCCCACGAAAUCUCAACUUUAACCGACAAUGCUGACUUGUUGAAACGAAGACUGAAAUCUUUAGAAGAUAGCAAGGAUCAAUUGGACCGUAGCUUGAAGGAACAGAUAGCGUACAACAGGACGCUCGAACGAGAGAUGCACAAGUUGAAGCCUGAUCUACUGCAGCUCGUACGCCAGAGGGACAAGCAUCUAAUAUGGUUGAAGAAGAACGGCAUGAAACAGAACAAGAUAAACCAGCUAAUGCUGAACCAUUCGCACUCGAACCCCAUGCUGGGCGACUUGGGCUACGGGGAUCUCCAAGAAGUGGACUUGGAAGUUCAUUUCGACGAGAAGACGUGGCUGUUCCUGGAGUGUUCCCGUUCAGACGCUGAUCAUUUGCUCGUCGAUCGGCCAGAAGGUACCUUCCUCGUGAGGAUAUCGAGGACCGGGCAGUACGCGCUGUCGAUCAUGUGUAAUGGUACGGUGAAUCAUUGCAUAAUUUACGGCACUGAGCGCGGUUUCGGGUUCGCUGAACCGUACAACAUCCACAAGAGCCUGAAACAUUUGGUGCUGCAUUACGCUCAGAACUCCCUCGAGGAGCACAACGAGAGUCUGAGCACGACUCUAGCCUAUCCGGUUUUCGCUUCGCCCGCGGCGCUGGCGCAGCUGCAGGCGCAACAGAUGCAGCUGCAGAUGCAGAUACACACGCAGAAUCAGUCGCAGACCGCGCGUCCUGCCGACAACCAGCACAUCGCGCCGUACACGUAAUGCUCGCGCGGCGGUCCACCGACGUGGCCAAGUAUUUAGAAUACACCGUACACGCGUGUACGUUUGCAAGUUUUCUUGGUUGACGCCAAGCCACGACCCACGGUCGAUCCCCCAGAAGAUGUUUCUUUUGGUGUCGAUCGCGCGACCUCAACGAAGCACAGUGGUAUCGAUAAAAAGAAAAACAGCGGAAUCUACGGUCAUAGAACGAUCCACGACGAUCGACAGGACCGAAACUGCAUCGCGUCAAAUUAAUUUCUCAGCGUCCUGUCGACGACGAAAGAGACAGUUUUUUCUUUUAUUUUUUUUUUCUCCCCCUCCCCCAAACUUUUAGCAACUCGCUGUCAAAUCUAUUCUCCCGAGGGAGGAUCGUACAAUUCCGAAUUGCACUCUUCGAUGCUCGAUCGAAUAGGUCAGAAUAGCAAAGAAUAAAAAUCAGGGUUGUCGAGAAAUUGAGAAAAGAUAUUUCUGACUUGUUCGACGUGCUCUUUUUCGCGAAUGCGUUACCUCCGUUUUUUGCACGAGCAUCGUUUAUUGACGAUCUACGGGAGCUGGAUCUUCAGUGAUAUUAGAAUAUAAUUAGCAUUGCAUGGGGGCGAGCCUCUCGAACACGGUUCUUUUUUUUUUUUUUUUUUUUAAGCAAUUUACAAUGAUUCUCUUUGUAGCGUUUUGGAGAAAGAGAAGAACAGAGGCUCGGUGUCGAUUUUUCAACUAUGGCUCCCCGUACGAUCGCGAAAACGUGUGCUCGUAGUUCACAACGAAAUUCCACCGCGGAGGCGCGCGUUUAGAGCCUUUUUAAACGAUGUUCACGAUUUCAAAGAUUUGCUCGAGAAUCGUUUCUCGAAUUAAAGCGAACGUAUUUGUCUGUGAUUUCGGAUUGCCGACGCGAGAGAUAUAUCGUGUGUUUAUUGUUUUCCCCCUAUUCGUUCUUAAACGAUGUUUCACAUUAUUUUUAAUUUUUUCAUUACUAGAAAGCGCGUACGAUUAUUUCAAGAUGGCGUCGUACGUACACUAUGGAUGGAUUUGUGCAACUCGCGACCGUAUAUUACGGGAACGAUGUUCGUAAUUUUAUUGUUUAAAUCGCAGUUUUUUCUUUUUUUUUAUUUGUCCAAAUCGCGCGUCGCGUCUUUGAGUCACGCGUGAAAAUACGUGGCAAUUUUUGAUGUUCGUGGUAUUGUUUUGGGUGUUCGAUUUUCUCUACCAUUUUUAUGGUAGAAUUUGUAACGUUCGAGCCCAAAUAAAACGCAGAUACACGAUUUUUACAUUUCGUUACCGACGUCGUGUUUGUAUCGAUGAAUAAUAAUUUUUAUUAUUCCAUUAACGAGAUUCGGGAAGUGAGCGCUGCUCAAACACGAGUGUAUCGAUCGCGAAUUUUCAAUACCAUCGAUUUCUUUUUUUUUUUUAAAGAAAAAUUGCUACGUAUUUUUUUCUGCAAUUCGCGUGUGAUUUGGUGUGUUUCCCGCUUCGUAGAUCGACACUCACGCUGUACUCGAAUGAUCUCAAAGGUGUUUCCGUCGAUCGUUGGGGCGGACCGGAGCAACGAAAAGAAUUUUCGCGACUUUUGGUAGCGGAAUUUUUAACGAAAAGGGCUCGUUCUCGAGAAAUUUUGUGCAUUACACAGCGGUCCGUAAUCGCAAAAGUGUAUCGAGAGCGAUCCACAGAGGGGAAAUAUAGUGAAUGGAGAAACACGAAGAUACUUUUGGUUGUCAAGGUUCCCCCACGCGAUCCACGCCAUCACCGUAGUCAGAAAAAACGAAUCCAAGUCGAUUGAACGAGUGAGAAAGAAUCUCGAGCUGGAAACGGUCCUCUGAACCGCGACGUCGCGUUAUUUUAAUCAAUUACACGCGACAAAAAAAUGAAACGACGUGGAUGCAUGUGGAGGGGGGAUGAAGGUGACGCGUUGCACGGAGAAAAAGGCUCGUUGCUCAUCCUAAUGGCUUCGAAUUACUUAGAUUUAGGUAGCGUAGGUUUUUUAUACGACAACAAAAAAAACACAAAAAAAAAAAAUUAAAAAAAAAAUAAAAAUAGUGUCUCGGCGCUCGAUUGGAUUCUAUAUAUUUUGUGAUCGUCCGAUCGAUCGUUUAACCGUCUUCUUUCGCGUCGAUGUCGGUUUUGUUCGAAAUUCAGAAAUUUCUCAAUUCAGAAAAUGGCGCGAAGGUUCGACGAAGACGCAAGACUCGCGCGGAGAACUCGUGGACAAAGAUCGCGAAUGUUUUCGAAUUUUAGGAACGAGUCGAGAUAAUAGAAUCUUCGACGAGAAGAAAUAUAAUUUUCCCCCCCCAAUGGACGCGAAACGCCACGUUUCGAUCGACAAGAUCGUCUGUCCUCGAGUUCCUCGGCGAGUCUUGCUUGUCAAGAAAUAACACACACACACACACACACACACACACAUACACGAGAGAUACAGAGAUGCAUAAUGUGUAAUGUGCAAUUAAACACGACACGUUUGGUGACGAUGUAAUACAUUGAACGAUGAGAAUAUAUGGAAAAGAAAAUGGAAGGGAAAAGGUGCGCGUGCGCGCACGCACGCGCUUUUAAUUUCGAAAUAAAUCUUUAAUUAUUUAUAAUAUGUACGGUACGGUACGUUAUAUUCAUAUAUAUAUCUCAAAAUCGUGAUAUGUACUGUUCAAGAGGCGGGGUCAACGAACGUUUGAGAAAUUGUAUUCGCUGGUAGAUCGUCCGUAGAUCUUUUUGUAACGAACCUUGGAACGUGUCUAUUUUUCAGUUCGAGAGGAAUUUUAGGUGGUUAGUGUUAAGGUCUCAGCGUCGAGAAGGUGCUUUGGAGCAACGCUGGGUGCUCGGUAUUUAGGGCUAAAACGUGUGUGCAACGAAUAAAAUGAUGCGUGCGUGCGUGCUUGUGCUGAAUCACAAAGAUUGAAACGAAGAUAUUUGACAGAAAACGAAGUUGAAAUUACUGGAACGCAUUGAAGAUAGUUUUUGUUGAAGUCGAUAGGUAAAAGUUUGCUCGUUCUUCGUGUGCUCGAGCUGCAAUUAUUAUACUCUCACAUUGCUUUGGAUAUAUUACUUUUAUACUGAUUUAUUAGGAAUAGUAAUUAGCGUUGAUUUUAAGAUUUAUUUUAAACGCAUUCGAAAGAUUUAAAUGAGGUGCAAUGCUCGAGCAUAUCAAGAACGUUUAUGUAUUGACUUUUGAAAAAUAGCGUGUCCUUGAAAACGAGUGGACUGUUUGUUAGGCGUGUGUUGGAGGCAGAGUGUCCAAAAUUUUGUAAACAAUUGCAGAGUACUCUUUUCCUCUUUCUCUCUCUCUCUCUUUCUGUUUCUCCGUUGCAUAGAAAGGAACGAAAACGAUUUGUGGAGGUCGAUGAGACAAAGUUUCUCUUUUUUAUCGCCUCCACCCACGCACAAGCUAGAAAGAGACCCCAAUGAUCUCCCAAAUACUGUUCUCUCUCUCUUUCUCUCUCUCUGAGCAUUGUUUACAAAAUUUUGAGCAGUCGUUGCACUCGACGCGCGCCUUUUGUAGCAUAAUAAAAAAUCGUACACGGUGAUCUUCGACGCAAAAUGCAAUGUAUAUACCCCCCGAGUCAGUGUGAAGCUGUUUUUGUAUAGAGGACAGGAGAUUUGGGAAUUAAACGCGGACUUCUCGGCAGGACCGGUUCGACGAAGCCUCAGCGGAACAAUUAUCGCGACGAUCGUUCGAUUCGACGAACGGAAGGACACAGACCCGGAAGGAGCGACAGAAUCACGGGAUUCGAUGGACAGAAAACUUUUUUGGGGAGACUGAGAGAGAGAGAGAAUUUUGAAAAGAAAUGACGUGUAAAAGUUGCCUUAGCUUUUGUACAAGAGGUGUGAGAGAGAACGAAGAAAUUGCAGAGAAAAAGAGAGAAGGAGAGAAAGAGAGAGAGAGAAUGCAUGUGGAAAGAGGAGAAUUGUAGAGAUUUCUACGGGUGCGAUACGUCGAUUCGUCGAAGCUGGAUUCUAUGACGAAAGUGAUAAAAGACGGUUUAAUCUAGCAUUAAUAUCCCCUGUACGGCUCGCAACGAAGAGAUUUUGCACGAAAAAAAUACAUUGAUAAUCAAAUCGGUAUCGAUAAAGUUCGAUUGUAUCGCUGCAAUUCCGUAAUAGUAAUAGUUAAUAGCGAUUCUUGUAUUCUCUGGUCGCGGUCGGUUUCUCGAGGAACUCUCGUCGGGAAAUUUUUCUACGGACGACAGAUUGGCGCGCGAGCUAGCGGCCGGAAUAUUAAUAAAUUUUUCUAACAUUGGCAGCAAUAUUUUGGCGAUUUUUUAUUAGUUAGGAGGCAAAACUCAGGUUCCAGUUACUAUGAGAAUAUUUACCUAACGAGCUGUCGUAACAGAGAUGUAAUUUAAGGUUUACGAUACACAUAUACGUCCUUAUUGCGAAACCAAUGAAACGUGGAUUCGAAUUCCUCUUUUUGUAAACGACUUUUUAAAAAUAGACGCCAAUAGGAGGUAGACGUAUAAGGGGAGAAGAUUCUUUUACGAACGAAUCCUUGUGUCUGCGAUAAAUAUUUAUCCCAGGCACAAUAAUUUAUUUGUUAGAGAAUUGUUCUCGACGCCGCUGUAUGCCAGAAUCGUGGCCAGACCGGGAGUAUUUGUUCACGGGUGCGUGCGCUUGGUAGAGGAAUGGCUGAGAACGGGAUACGAUAUUAUAUAAAUAAGAGAAUCGUGUAAUACUCAUUGCAAUUUACCCAUUGAUCGCGUUUAAGUCCAGAUCUCUUCGGGAAAGGACGAUUCGUUAGACGUGUGUUGCUGAAAUGGGCAUUGUUUCAACGACGAAUAUGCAAUUUUUAAAAAAAGUCAAUGUUUUUCAACGUGUUCACUGUCUGUGAUCCGUAUAUGGGUCACACCACCGUGCUAUUUGAUACGUCGCUGCGAAUUUGGACAGUAAACGCGUUAGUACUCGUUCUAAAGACGUAUUACAGAAAUGGGUAUCGUUUCGACGACGAAUUUGCAAUCUUAACAAAAAACAGUCAAUAUUUUUCAACGCGUUCGCUGUCUGUGACCCGUAUAUGGCUCACACCACCGUGCAAUUUGAUACGCCGCUGAGAGUUUGGACAGUGAAUGCGUCUACGUUUGUUCUAAAUAAGCUCAGAGUCUAUCUCGAUGCGCGAAACAGUGGAAAAUGGCGUAAAUAACGACACGCGUGGGAUCCACCCUCUGUUUUGCACCGUAUUGCGUUUCCAUUCGAGCGUGCAAUAUUUGCACAGAGCUCUACGAGAGCUCCCAGAGACUCCAUGCGUUACUUUCGCGUUAAAAUUCAUGUCACUUCGUGGAAAAUGAUUACUUCAACGAAAUAUUGCUCCAGAUCCUCAGCCACGUCUAUCGUUGGGGGACGCGUACGCGAUAAACACGAUUUCAAGACGAUUUCGUCUCACAGAUCCAUGAAACUUCUUAAAAUCACGCUAGGACGGCCGAUAGAUUCGCGCACGUCCAUUUUUGGAUCCUUGCCAGUCUUUGUUUGUUGUAUUACGGAUCGUGUAAGACCGCGAGUGUGUGUCGGUGGGCAUUGGGACGCCUUUGUGCGAGCGAGAAACGUAUGCGAAUGCAAUAUUAAUCGUGAAUCAUUGAUUAACGUUUAGUGUAUGGGGGGGAUCGUAUUUUGGGCGGCGAGACGAAGCAGAAAGGGUUUCAGAAUUGCAGAUAGAGCUGAAGCGAGAGGGGUGUGUGUGUGUGAGUGUGCAGCGAGGGGUUCGAGGUGUUUAAAAAGUCAGGAUCGAUACACGAUGAUUACGUUAUUGACGAAUGUAUGCUGUCCCACUGUGAUAAAACUUUUGUUUUUGCAUGUAAAAUAUAAUAUUAUUGUCGUAAGUAACGAGGAGUAAGAAGAAAAAAAAAUAAAGCAUAUAUUAUGGUGCAUAUAUAUAGAUGUAUGCGCGAUCUUAGAACGAUCUAUGUAUGUACCUAUAUAUCUAUAUAUGUGCAGGUACACAUCACACGUGAGCAUACAUACAUUGUGAUCGAGCGUGCACGCGGUAAAAAAGAAUGGUGCAUGCCCGCUACAAAGAAUAGAAAUUUUUUUUUUUUUUAGUUAUCGAGUCCGUACCGCCUUCAUGCGCUUGCGACGAACGCGAGACGAUUGUUCGUUGCUCGACGAAAAGAUGUUCGUUUCCCUGAAAGCGAUGUUCACUUUGUUCGAGAGUUGUAAAGCCUUUUUAAUCGCGGUGUAACGAAGAAAAAGUAUGGAAAAAAAAAGGAGAAAAAAAACCGUAACGUUUAAGAUGCGCCACUCGCGUUCGACGAGAAAGAAUUGGAAUUGUGUGUUCGAAUAUGUGUGUGUGUGUAUCUGUGAUUUUGACGAGGCUAACAAAGGGAGCGAGCGUUUGAUAUUCGAUGAAAUUUUACACGCGUAUAAAUUUACUUUAUAUUAGAGUGCGAAAUUUAUGUUCGUUUUAAUCGGUACACGUGGAAUUUUGAUGAAUUUUAGGGCGUCUCUCAGGUGCAUGAAAACCGGCGGUGACAAUGAAUGUUUACUCGCUUUUUCGCGCAACGGUCAUCCUCAUAUUGUACCGUUUAUUUGGUAGUUCUACCAUGUAAAACCAUUUAUAUUUGCAUAUGAUUAAUAUGUUUUACUUACAA